AUGUCAGAUUCACAAGAUGACGUUUUUGAUAAUAUCGUAGAGGAGGAAGGUAUUGCAUAUUUUUAAUAUAUUCAUUUAUUCACAUUAUAAUAUUCAUGAAUGAUAAAUAUAGACAGGACUCGAGGAGUUUCCUGACGAGUUGCCUGACGCGUUGAACGAGGACGCAAUUCUAGUCUAUUUAGUCUACACUUGAGUAAUUUAUUUGAAUUGUCUGUUGUGAUGUGCUUGAUGACAUAAUAAUUCAUGCUUUGUAGCAUACGCACAUGACGACCGGUGCCGUGUUUGUGGCGGAGAAGUUGGAGAUGCACAUCAAUGCAGAAUAUGUAAAGAGAAUGUGCAUCUAAUCUGCGGUGUGCCAGACAAGGAUAGCAAGGAAGGAUAUGGCCAGAAACUUACCUGCUCAUGCUGUUUAAAUUCUAAAGGUAUUACUCUGAUACAAUCGUUCAGAAAUGAAGUCAAAGAUAAAACAGUUUUAAUAUUUUAAAAUUAUAUUUUAUAAUUCCACAAAUAACUAAUAACUUAAUAAUGCAAUGUUACCUAUUCUGGCUAUCUGGCAGACUGCUAUGAAUUAUAUUAUGCUAUGAAAUAUAGCCAUAUAUAUGAAAUAUAUGGCUAUAGCCUAUAUAUAAGAGUACAAACUGAAAAAUACAGACCCUAACGGCCUAACCUUGAACUGCAGGCGCAACAGUGCAACUAGCAACCCGCAACCCUCAGUUACAUUAUGGUUAUAAGUCUGAUCCUAGCAGCUAAAGGUCUCUUACACGUAUGUUAUCUUAUUAGUUGACACCAUGCUACUAUGCAAACACUUUUGCUAUUUUAAAUGUUCACUAAUCAGUAAAUUUUUUAUUUUUUAUUUUCACAGGUGAUGAACUACCAACUCCUGUUACCAAUGUGAAUAAGAGGCCAGAUCCCUGGUCAGCAUUCAAAAGAGGGCCUACUGGUAUGGGAAAGGACGUAAAAAAAUUUAAAGCAGCCACUCCUCCUAGUACCACCGCUAAAGACAAGGCAGACCCACAUAUUUGUCUGAAGCGUGGAAGUGAAAUUUCUAGGGGAAGAGAAUUUAACAAGAAACGGCAUUGGUCACAAAAGCACAACAGUGAACCAGAACAUGGUUAUAAGCAGCAUAUAGUGCCUAAAAACCACGAACUGGCACAAAAUCGUUUGAGAGAAAUGGCAGAUGGCAGUGCACAGUUGAAUGAAAUAACAUGUAAAAAAGGACAGCAAACAGACAAGAUUGAGGACACUGCUUUUCCUUUACCUAGACCUAAACCUGACCUGCAAGUCAAUACAAACCCAAAACCUAUACAGAAAUCAUUGGCAAAUUUUGUGAUUAGUGAGGAUGAAGUGCCAGGGACACCCAUUGAAAAGAUGCAAGGUGACAUAAAUCGUAUACUGGUAAUGCUGCAAUCUCUUACCAUUCCUGAAAAGAAAAAUGACCUGAAGGAGAACAUGGAGUUAAUUCUGAUGUUAGAGCAAUUAUCACAGCUGCAAACCUAUUGGAGGUUGAACACCCUGGCAUCUGUGUUGAAAUUCUUGACGAUGGUUGUAAAGUUACAUGCUACCCAUGUCAACAAUUUUAUUUGUCUCGUCCAAAGAAGAUGUAAGUAUCUUCUGAUCAGUUAA
Messenger RNA from Paramuricea clavata, 1623 nucleotides. NCBI's taxonomy places the organism in Eukaryota, Metazoa, Cnidaria, Anthozoa, Malacalcyonacea, Plexauridae. The record is from the annotation of a GenBank genome assembly.